Molecule: messenger RNA, 1153 nt
Organism: Limanda limanda (common dab)
Lineage: Eukaryota; Metazoa; Chordata; Actinopteri; Pleuronectiformes; Pleuronectidae
Gene: ttc1
Product: tetratricopeptide repeat domain 1
Exons: 8
Coding region: 80-1096 (338 amino acids)
Molecular function (GO): protein binding
Source: RefSeq, a predicted model, not a curated record
GAAGAAGCACUUCUCCGUCUUCUUCUUCGUGUGACAUCACAGCGUGUCCUCGGCUAACAGCUGUUAGCAGAGCUUCAGUAUGAGCACAGAGAAGAGACACAGAGGAGGAAAACACAGAGAAGAAGAGAAGGAUGACGAUGAAGAGGACUUCUUCGACUGUAAGGAGACUCUGGGGCCUCCAGACCUGAGAAGGAAGGAGGAGGAGACCCAAGCAGAGUCAGAAAACCAUCCUGAAGAAACUGAGAGACUGAUAGAAACAAGAGGCAACGCAGAGAGUGAGACAGAAGGAGGACAUCAGGAGGAGCAGGAAGACAGGCUGCAGGAAGACAGGCUGCAGGACGACAGGCUGCAGGACGACAGGCUGCAGGACGACAGGCAGCAGGAAGACAGGCUGCAGGAAGACGUGCUGCAGGAAGACAGGCUGCAGGAAGACGUGCUACAGGAAGACAGGCUUCAGGAUUUGGACUCGGAGAUGGAGGAGAAGAGUCGGGACGUUGAGUUUGAUGAUGAAUAUCUGAGCGAGGUGGAGAAAGAGCUGACAGACGAGGAGAGAGAGAGUCGACGACAGCAGAGUUUAAUUCUGAAGGAAAAAGGAAACCUCCAGUUUAAAGUCAGAGAUUACACAGCGGCAGACGUCACGUACACCGAGGCUCUGGUUCUGUGUCCCGUGUGUUUCCGUGGAGAAAGAUCGGUACUGUUCUCCAACAGAGCUGCAGCCAGACUUCACCUGGAUCUGAAGGAGCAGGCGAUCUCAGACUGCACCAGAGCGAUAGAGUUGAAUCCAGAUUAUGUGCGGGCGUUGCUGAGGAGGGCGGAGCUAUAUGAACAGACAGAGAAGCUGGACGAAGCACUAGAGGACUACAAGAAGGUUCUGGAGCGAGACCCGAGCCAGACCAGUGCCGGACAGGCCUGCAUGAGAUUACCUCAGCAGAUUCAGGAGAAAAAUGAGAAGUUGAAGGAGGAGAUGCUCGGUAAACUGAAGGAUGUUGGGAACAUGAUCUUGAGGCCGUUCGGACUUUCAACCAACAACUUCCAGGUGAACCAGGAUCAGUCGGGAUCCUACUCCAUCAACUUCGUCCAGAACACCCACAGGUGAUGUCAUCAUGACGUCACCGCUCUGUUUUUCACCUCAAUAAAGUUGAAUUGAUCAGUU